AUGGCAUUCGUGGACGUUGAAGCAAACGACAACUCGAGCCAAAAACGUCCAAUAGCGUUUGUUGCUUACAAACGUGAAUGGUUGUUUGCGCUUUUAAAGCGUCUACACGUUAUGCAGGUUAAUGCUGAACAAAAACAAGCAACGACCGCUCUUGUGGGCGGUAACACUUGCACAAGAUCUCAAAUACAGAAUAGCGAUGCACAAUGUGUUUCCGAUUACUGA
Batrachochytrium dendrobatidis JAM81 is the source of this 222-nucleotide messenger RNA. RefSeq lists its product as uncharacterized. The record is from RefSeq and is a predicted model, not a curated record. The transcript has a single exon. Lineage: Eukaryota; Fungi; Chytridiomycota; Chytridiomycetes; Rhizophydiales. Bases 1 to 222 code for a protein of 73 amino acids.